AUGUGUAUUGUACCAGUUAAAGAUGCUCUUUUCAGCAUAUCUAGAUUUGGAAAGCCAAAGCUGGUAUUAGGAAAUCAAAGUUUUAACAUUCACAAGAUAAUUGGACCAAAAUCAAUAUGGCGCUGUCAAAAGUGGCGGUGGGGACAAUGUCGCACCACCAUAACGACUUUAGAAAAUUGCGUGAUCAAGAUGAAUAAACCACAUAACCACGAUUGA
Molecule: messenger RNA, 216 nt
Organism: Arctia plantaginis
Lineage: Eukaryota; Metazoa; Arthropoda; Insecta; Lepidoptera; Erebidae
Source: the annotation of a GenBank genome assembly